This is a messenger RNA of Lactuca sativa (garden lettuce), 901 nucleotides long. RefSeq names its product Vacuolar protein sorting 55 (VPS55) family protein. Gene Ontology annotation, biological process: late endosome to vacuole transport via multivesicular body sorting pathway. Lineage: Eukaryota; Viridiplantae; Streptophyta; Magnoliopsida; Asterales; Asteraceae. The record is from RefSeq and is a predicted model, not a curated record. Gene Ontology annotation, cellular component: endosome.
UUGGGAGUACUAGUACUAGUACCAAUUAUUUGAAAUAAACGAAAAAGAAAUAAUCGCCUACAUACCUUUUUAUCGAUAAAUCUUUACGGAAAAUCUCCGAAUUGGGAACCUAACUUCAUCUAUUCCAAAGCAAGUUAUCAUCGAUUCAUCAUCGUCUGUGAAAACCCUCAUGAGUUGAGACAAAUAAAGAAUGGCAGACUUACCAGGUUAUCUGUUAACCUGUCUGUACUCUGGAAAACUUGCACUUUUGGCAAUUUUGGUAUCUGGAGGGAUCGUAUUGCAAAUACUUGCAUGUGUUUUGUACAAUAAUUGGUGGCCAAUGCUAACAGCAAUUAUGUAUGUGAUUCUCCCUGUGCCAUUGAUAUUAUUUGCUGGAGCAGAUACUUCUGUUCUGUUUGCCGAAUCUGAAAACAGUUGGGUGGAUGCGACCAAGUUCUUGACAGGAGCUUCAGCAGUAGGAAGCAUUGCGAUUCCUAUAAUCUUGAAGCAUGCAGAUGUGAUUACAUGGGGGGCCUUUGCAAUGGAGAUUUCGUCUCUUUUUGUGUUUGUUACUGCCAUAUUCUGUUUCAUUGGCCUCCAUAACAGUGAUGAUGGAGGAGGGUAUCAUUCCAUUUGAUCCGACCCCCAUCCCCAUCAUCAUCAUCGUAUGUGUUUGAUGUUUCAAAAAAAAAAAAAAAGAAUCGAUGGGGUUUUGAUUGAUAUGUUUGGAACCUCAUCUUAUUGUUUGUGUAAAUGUAUUCUAUUCUAUUGUGUUCUUUCUAGAGAACUAACAAUGUGGCAAGUUUUGUUGCAUUGGUUACAAGUCACUGUGACUUGGGUUUGUUUAGAAAGAGCUUACGCUUAUAACUUCUUGUUUGUGUAAUUGGUUUUACAUAUUUGGGAAUUUGGAAGUUGGUUUCUA